Cucurbita maxima (winter squash) is the source of this 1062-nucleotide messenger RNA. Its product is annotated as urease accessory protein F. The record is from RefSeq and is a predicted model, not a curated record. The transcript is spliced from 2 exons. Gene Ontology annotation, molecular function: nickel cation binding. Lineage: Eukaryota; Viridiplantae; Streptophyta; Magnoliopsida; Cucurbitales; Cucurbitaceae. Bases 171 to 878 code for a protein of 235 amino acids.
UUGUGGUACGCUCGCAGAAUCCAGGCUACUCAGAGCGCGAAUCUCCGACUACCAGGCGACGGCGACGGCGAGUACCCAGCGCAGCAGGAAGGGCGGCCACGGUGUUGACGUUUCCACGCGCCUCAGCGACGGCGAAUACCCCCAUAUGGUGUAUAAAGAAUAAAGAAUAUAUGCAACAGUCCAAACUCGACAUGGAUGACAAACAAUUUCACUGGAGCCAGUGGCAACUGCUCGAUUCUAUCCUUCCUACUGGUGGCUUCGCCCAUUCGUUCGGUCUCGAGGCUGCAAUUCAAGCUCGCAUUGUCUCACAACCAGAAGAUCUCAAAACGUUUGUGAUCCAUUUGUUAGACAACACUGGAAGUUUGCUUCUUCCUUUUGUGCAUUCAACCACACUAUCACCUGAUUUAGAAACUUGGGAGAAAAAUGACAGAUUCUUGAAUGCAAUUUUGACAAAUGAAGUUAGUCGAAAGGCGUCCAUUACGCAAGGAUCGGCACUCAUGAGAGUUGCAGCAAUAGUAUUUUCUGAAAUCUCGUCUCUGAAAGCAAUGAGAGAAACCUCCACAGGGACCGGGGCUGUUUCCUUCCACCACGCUCCCAUAUUCGGGCUAAUCUGCGGUCUACUAGGAUGGGAUAGCACAAUGUCGCAGAGGGCAUAUCUGUUUAUUACCCUGAGAGACGUGAUUUCUGCUGCAACAAGACUGAAUUUAGUAGGACCCUUGGGUGCAGCUGUGUUGCAGCAUCAGCUUGCGCUUGUUGCUGAAGGCACAUUGAAAAAAUGGAUGAACCGUCCUGUUGAAGAAGCUUGCCAAACGGUUCCUCUGUUAGAGACAGUACAGGGAUGCCAUACGUACCUGUUUUCUAGGCUGUUCUGUUCUUGAAAAGUUUUCAAGUGUCCAAUUCUAGUAGUUCGGACAACAAUUGUGCGGCAUUUGAUUUGUUUUAAUCCAACGAACAAGUUAGUCGUAAGAAAUUUUUGGAUUUUGUAGACAACAUCAGCGUAUGCUUGAGCUUCGGGUCGUGUUUUAGAGAACGUGGGUGAGGAAAUACAUUUGAAAACCAUUU